AUGGCUAAGACAAAAAAUGGUUCCAAACCUAAUUCAAGAUCAGGUUCUAAGAAGAAUACUCCAGUUAACACUCCAACAAAAAAAAAUCCAAAGUUAAAAGCAGCAAAUAAUAAAGCUCCAAAGAAAGAUGAUUUACCAAUUCCAAAAGCUCGUAUAGAUGCUGCUAUUAGUGAAUUGCGUAAAUUUUCUAGUAAAAAAGAUACAGAAGAUGAAGACUCUAAGAAGAAUUUGUUAGAUGAUGACGAAGAUUCCACCGAUGAUUUAAACAAAAGUUUCCAAUUAAUCACUGUUAAUAAUAAAUCUUUUACUGGUACUACUAAAUCUUUUAAAUUAAAGAUGUUACCUGUUCCACAUUCCUUAUAUAAAUCAUGGAAAAAGGCUUCUGUGACAUCUGUAAAGGAUUUCAAAACUUUAUUAAUUUUAAAAGAUGAUGAUAUCUCAAAAGUUGCUGAAGAUGACUUAUUUGACAAACUAAAUGAAUCCGAUAUCACUAUUGAUCAAAUUAUUUCUGGUAAGGAUUUAAAAACUGUUUAUAAAGCUUUUGAAAAGAGAAGAGCAUUCAUUUCUGAAUUUUCUUUAAUUUUAGCGGACGAAAAUAUAAUUACAACAUUACCUAAAUUACUUGGUGGUAAGUUUUAUAAUAAAGUAGAAACUACACCAAUAAGUAUAAGGUCAUAUAGCUCUGGUAAAGUAUUUUCUAUUGAAACCCUAACCAAUAGCAUUAAGAAAGUUUACUUAAAUCAAUUACCAGUUUCAUUACCAAGAGGUACCACUAUGAAUGUUCAUUUAGGUAACUUACAAUGGUUUGAUAAUAAGGAAUUAUCAGAAAAUGUAACAUCGAUUACUAAAAAAUUAUUAGAAACGUAUCCACUUAGAUCUAUUUUCAUUAAAACUAAUAAAUCUCCAGUUUUACCAUUAUAUUACAAUCAAGAUGUAUUAAAUGAAAUUGCAGCUUCAGCUGAAAGCAAAGCUAAUGCGGAUAAUAAUGGCAGAGAAAUUCAAUCUGUUAAGAUUGAUGGCAUGGACGUUAAAUUAACCGCUUUCGAUAAGGCAUUAUUAGAGAUCACUAACCCUGAUGAGGUUUCUACUGUAUUUGCUAAACAAAUCAAUGCUACAAAGAGAGCUAGAGAAGACGAGAAGGAUGAGAAAGUUGAGAAAGAUGAUGAAAAGAUGACAACUAAAAAGGCUAAAAAGGCAUAG
Henningerozyma blattae CBS 6284 is the source of this 1200-nucleotide messenger RNA. RefSeq names its product Cic1p (gene CIC1). Lineage: Eukaryota; Fungi; Ascomycota; Saccharomycetes; Saccharomycetales; Saccharomycetaceae. The record is from RefSeq and is a predicted model, not a curated record. Bases 1 to 1200 code for a protein of 399 amino acids. The transcript has a single exon.